Messenger RNA from Chaetomium fimeti, 1002 nucleotides. Its product is annotated as concanavalin A-like lectin/glucanase domain-containing protein. Gene Ontology annotation, biological process: xylan catabolic process. Bases 183 to 839 code for a protein of 218 amino acids. Gene Ontology annotation, molecular function: hydrolase activity, hydrolyzing O-glycosyl compounds. The record is from RefSeq and is a predicted model, not a curated record. The transcript has 2 exons. NCBI's taxonomy places the organism in Eukaryota, Fungi, Ascomycota, Sordariomycetes, Sordariales, Chaetomiaceae.
GUCACGUCAAUCUCAGCCUGGCCCUGGCCAUUUCGCAGCGGAUCGUCAGGGCAUCGCGAUGCUAAAUCUGGGGAAGGUUUGACCCGGGCUCCGGCUAUAAAUACCGGGUGUUUCUUCUAAUUAUUCACAAAACAUCCCCAUGGUUCUUCGUUGUUUCCACAUUCAACACUCACGUAUUCACAAUGGUCCAACUCUCCCUUCUCACGGCCGCCAGCCUUAUGGUGCCCGGCAUGCUCGCCGCCCCCGCUGCUGAGCCGGCCAGCAACCUCCAGGCCCGCUUCGACGGAAACGGCUUCAACAGCUGGUCGGAAGGCGGCAGCAACAUCCGCUGCGUGAACGGCCAGGGCGGUUCCUUCACGGCCGACUGGGACAGCCAGGGCGGUUUCGUCUGCGGCAAGGGAUGGAAUGGGCAGGGCGCCAGAACCAUCACCUUCAGCGGCACAUACAACGCCACCGGGCCGGGCUACCUGGCCAUCUACGGGUGGACGCGCAACCCGCUGAUCGAGUACUACAUCGUCGAGUCGUACCCGGAGCUGGCGCCCAACGAGGUGUGGACGUCCAAGGGCGAGUUCACCAUCGACGAGGGCACCUACGAGAUCUUCACCAGCACGCGCGUCAACAAGCCCUCCAUCGAGGGCACCCGCACCUUUGAGCAGUACUGGUCCGUCCGCAAGGAGAAGCGCGUCGGCGGCACCGUGACCACCACCAAGCACUUCGAUGCCUGGAAGGAGCAGGGCAUGACCCUGGGCACGUACGACUCGGUUAUUGUGGCUGUGGAGGGCUAUACUGCUGAUGGUGGGCCCGGCAGCAGCGGGUCGGCGAGCAUCAACAUCGAGUAGGUGGAUGGAUGGUGGUGGUCUGGUGCUGUACAUAGGAACCCUCGAGUGUGAUCACGACGGUUGUUCUCGCUGUCCCUCGGAUGGGAGUUGAGGUUAGGCUUGGCAAAGCUUGUCUAUACAAACGAACAGUGUGUCUGGGUUCCUCUUGGCAACUCUCGGCCGU